AUGCAGGGAAAGUAUAAAAUCACAGAGCAAAUAGGGAAGGGUGCUACUUCUGCGGUGUACGAGGGGAUAAACACUAGAACCCAGAAGAAAGUGGCCAUAAAAGUGAUUGACUCUCAGAGCACAAGAAACCUUCACUUGGCGGCAAAUGAAAUUCGGGUACUGCAGAGACUGUCGCACCCAAAUAUUGUAAAAAUACUUGAGACAGUGGAAACAGAGAGACAGACACUUAUUGUGUUGGAAAGGUGUAAAUUCUCUCUUUCUUCUGUGGCUAAAACAGGGAAUCUUCCGUAUAAAAGUAUUCUUAGAAUAUUUAGAGAUAUUCUUGUGGGCGUGCAGUAUCUUCAUGCAAAUGGGAUUAUACACCGAGAUAUAAAACUGGGGAAUGUAAUGAUUAGCGAUGCAAAUGAUUUGAAAAUAAUUGAUUUUGGGCUAUCAAAAGAUACAUUAUUUAGUGCUCCAAAGACAUUCUGUGGUACACCUGACUUUAUAAGCCCGGAGAUGAUGGGAAGAAUGCCGUACACUAAAAAAACAGACAUAUACAGUGCAGGCAUGCUUGUGUACUUUCUCAUAUUUAGGUGUGAUUAUAGCAGAGAAAGAAUGCAUGCAGGGAAAAAGUCUGAGCAGUAUGGGCAGAUGGUGCACCUUCUUGAAAGAAUGCUGGAGAAAGAUCCAAAUAAGAGAAUCACUGCAGAAGAAGCACUUGCCAGCCGGAUAUUUACUGGAUUCUUUCCUAAAUUGAUUUCAAUGGGAGGUAUAAAGCCGUUUAAGAUAUCUACUAAACUAGGAAAUAUUUCAUACGCGGAUGAGAAAGUCACUAUGACCACAGACUUGGCUGUAUUCUCCAUGCGCGGGGAUAUGGGCGGUGUUUAUCAGAAAGAUGCAAAAACAUCCCAGGAAGUGUACACUCCAUUCUCUACCACAGACACAAAGACACUUAAACUUGUGGGAUUCUGCUACUCUAUACUGGGCCUAGUGAAGAAAAGAACUCCUGUGGUAAUUAUACUCACUGAUAAAGGAAAGUUCUUUAAAAUGCUUACAGACACUGUUUAUGUAUACAUCAUAGAUGACUUCUACAUCAUCUGGCAAAACGGAGAAGUAUCUGGAAAGAGUCUAAAGAAUAAAGAAAGAAUCUCUCCUACCUCCCAAGAAAUUGAAGAAAUAAAAACGCUCAUACACGAGGCAGAAAUAACACUCCAGGAAAGUGUGUCUUCACAAAGACCUAUUUUAGCAGAUAAAAGAAUCCAUGCUAAAGGAACACUCCACCACAGUGCAUACCAGUCUGUUGGUAUUUCAGUAGACUCAAAUACACUGGCAAACCUUUCCCCUAGAUCACAGAAACAGAAUGAAUAUACUCCUGUAUUCACACAGAAUGGAAGUAUUCUUAGAAUAGAACCGUACGUAUACUACUUAUGUGUGAGUGAAAGAGAGGCAUAUAUUCUAAAUGUACAAACAGAGGAAAUAACUGAAUGCACACCAGAAAUGCCAAAACAAGUGCAUAAAAUAAGAACAUCCACACAUAAAGGUAUCCUAGAGAAAGUACUUCUAUUCCAGGAACUAUUAAACACAGCCAGACUAUAGAAUGUGACUGUAUUAAUACGCACUGAACAUAUAGAAUAUGUUUAGUAAAUCUGAAUAAUUUCACUGUCAAUAAUUUUGGUUAUUUCUUAAUAAUGCAGAUACCUCUAAAUUGACUUUUAAACCCCCUCGGAAAUUUCUUAGAUAAUUAACCCAGCAACCGCACUACAUAUUAUAAGAAUCUAGAUAUAACCAGGGAAUAGAAUUAAAUGUAUAAUUUUAAAAUAUUUCAUGGUGUAGAGUGUAAAUAUCUGAGUGUAAAUUACAGAAUAUUUCUAGCUUUUGUUACCUCUGUAAAUAUAAAAUAGCCAAAGCAUAAGAAACCCCAUGAAAUUCUGAAAUAUUUAAAAUUGACACUUGCACUUACACAUUUUCAUUCGGGUAUAAUCUACUCAUUCACACCUAGUUUCUAUUUAAUUCGGUAAAUUAUAUAAUAUUUCCUAUUUAUCUAGCAUUUCCCCCAUUUGUUAUGAAUAAACUGCAUAUAG
Messenger RNA from Nematocida parisii ERTm1, 2063 nucleotides. Its product is annotated as serine/threonine protein kinase. NCBI's taxonomy places the organism in Eukaryota, Fungi, Microsporidia. The coding region runs from base 1 to 1578 and encodes 525 amino acids. The record is from RefSeq and is a predicted model, not a curated record. The transcript has a single exon. Gene Ontology annotation, biological process: mitotic DNA damage checkpoint signaling; protein phosphorylation. Gene Ontology annotation, molecular function: protein serine/threonine kinase activity; ATP binding. Gene Ontology annotation, cellular component: nucleus.